This is a messenger RNA of Sphaeramia orbicularis (orbiculate cardinalfish), 945 nucleotides long. It is a transcript of the gene mnx1, whose product is annotated as motor neuron and pancreas homeobox 1. The record is from RefSeq and is a predicted model, not a curated record. Gene Ontology annotation, molecular function: sequence-specific double-stranded DNA binding; DNA-binding transcription factor activity, RNA polymerase II-specific. Gene Ontology annotation, cellular component: nucleus. Lineage: Eukaryota; Metazoa; Chordata; Actinopteri; Kurtiformes; Apogonidae. Gene Ontology annotation, biological process: regulation of DNA-templated transcription; central nervous system development; spinal cord motor neuron cell fate specification. The transcript is spliced from 3 exons. The coding region runs from base 1 to 945 and encodes 314 amino acids.
AUGGAGAAAUCCAAAAACUUUCGCAUUGAUGCGCUUUUAGCGGUCGAUACACCCAAAGUGCAGACUUCCCCGCUCGCACUUGUAACUUCUCUGUCUUCCUCCUCUUCUAUCCCGUCCUCUGGAAGCGUAGCGGCCCCGGAGCUGACCACCAGCGCCGAAUCUUUACGCACCGAGACACCGUCCCCGCCGAGGAUUUCCACAUGCGGGUUGAUUCCCAAACCGGGUUUCCUCAACAGUCCGCACAGCAUGGUUGGAUUACAUCCGCAGAGUACCGCAGGGAUCCCAGCACAGGCGCUCUACGGCCAUCCCAUGUACACCUACUCCGCAGCUGCCCUCACAGGCCAACACCCUGCCCUGUCCUACUCCUAUCCCCACGGCUCCCAUCACCACCACACCAGUGAUCCCAUCAAACUGACAGCCAGCACCUUCCAGCUGGACCACUGGCUCCGGGUUUCCACAGCCGGGAUGAUGCUCCCCAAAAUGUCGGACUUUAACUCUCAGGCACAGUCGAACUUGCUUGGCAAAUGCAGACGACCAAGAACUGCAUUCACAAGUCAGCAGCUGCUGGAGCUGGAGCAUCAGUUCAAGCUGAAUAAGUAUCUGUCACGACCAAAGCGCUUUGAAGUGGCAACGUCCCUAAUGCUGACGGAAACUCAGGUUAAAAUCUGGUUCCAGAACAGACGUAUGAAGUGGAAGAGAAGUAAGAAGGCCAAGGAGCAGGCCGCCCAGGAGGCCGAAAAGCAAAAAGGCACCAAGAGCGGCCAAGAGAAAUCUGACGGACUCGAACAGUCGGAUUAUCAUAACAAGACGGACUCAAAAAAUGGCAGAAUAAGAGACUUUAGAGACAGUGACGACGAUGAAGGUGACAAUUUCCUGUACAAUUCGUCAGACUGCUCUUCAGACGACGAGAGGAAUCACGCCAGUGACACGAGUCCGCAGCCUUGA